AUGGGAAGCAUGGUAAAUGUUAUCUUCCGUGACUCUCUCAAAAGGAUGAACAUAGAACUCAGGGAAGUUACCCCAACGCCAAAACCACUGACGGAGUUUUCGGUCGAAGUAUUGAUGACUCUCGGAUCGAUCCAGCUACCAGUCAUGGCCAAGGACAUCACAAAGAUCGUCGAUUUCGCGGUGGCCCAUCAUCCAGCCAUCUACAACGUGAUCAUGGGAACCCCAUGGCUUAUCGCCAUGAAAGCCGUUUCGUCUACAUAUCAGCUGGGCAUCAAAUUCCCGACCCAUAGCGGGAUCGCAGCCAUCUGGGGUUGUCAGAAACAGUGGCGGCUUUGCUUUCUCGCAGAGCAUAAGUUAAGACAAAUCACGACUACCGCGAUGGCAAAUCGCAAACGCACAAAGUUGGCUCAGCCUUCGGCCGAAAACACUUCAAAGAAAGACGAUUCGACAUAG
Molecule: messenger RNA, 453 nt
Organism: Brassica oleracea var. oleracea
Lineage: Eukaryota; Viridiplantae; Streptophyta; Magnoliopsida; Brassicales; Brassicaceae
Exons: 1
Coding region: 1-453 (150 amino acids)
Source: RefSeq, a predicted model, not a curated record